Messenger RNA from Antechinus flavipes (yellow-footed antechinus), 895 nucleotides. RefSeq names its product family with sequence similarity 32 member A (gene FAM32A). Gene Ontology annotation, cellular component: nucleolus. The transcript has 4 exons. Lineage: Eukaryota; Metazoa; Chordata; Mammalia; Dasyuromorphia; Dasyuridae. Bases 75 to 410 code for a protein of 111 amino acids. The record is from RefSeq and is a predicted model, not a curated record.
CGCGUCUUUCCCGUCGUGCCUCGCGUGACCCUAAACAGGAAGUGAGGUAGGAGCAGUGCCGGGCGGAAGUUGUUAUGGCGGAGUACGAGCAGGUACAGAGGAGCGCCCUGAAACUUAAAGGGGUAUCGGAACUAGGUGUAACGAAGCGGAAGAAGAGGAAGGACAAGGACAAGAGCAAGGUCCUGGAGCAGAUCGUGACGAGCAAGAAGAACGAGGAAGAGAAGCGGAGGGGGCUGGACAAGCGGACCCCAGCGCAGAUCGCCUACGAGAAGAUGCAGGAGAAGAGGCAAAUGGAAAGAAUCUUAAAGAAAGCAUCCAAAACUCAUAAGCAGAGGGUGGAGGAUUUCAACAGACACUUAGAUACUCUCACUGAACAUUAUGACAUCCCCAAAGUCAGCUGGACAAAAUAGACUCCUGUCACAUUGAGUGGUGUGGCCCUGAAGAAGAGGAAUCAGUUGUGUUCUGGAUAACUGUGGCAUGUUGUAUAAAUGCUUCCACCCUUCUCUAUCCUCCCGCUUCCCCUCCCCCUUUUCUGAAUGUUUCUCAAUAAGACUAUUUUUAAAGGUUCUGUAAUCAAGUUAGUAACUUGUCACACUUUAUUAAAGUGAGACUUGUGGUAAUUUAAAUUUCUUUGUGACACAAAAUUUCUAAUCUUUAGAUUUAAAAAUAUCAGUUAUUUAUACAAGGUCAUUGACACUUAUUUACAAAUAAGGAUGUCCAACUAGGAGAGUGAUAAUUCAGCCUUUGAGCUUACAAUUACUUUUAUUCCACUGUCUGUAGGGGGAAAAAAAAAACUUGCUGCACCAGUACCAACAGACUCUAAGGUGCUAAUUAUUGUCAGUUAUCAUUUCAUUACUUUCCUAGUUGAAAAUAAUAAAACUGUUUCAAUGUUUAA